AUGAGAGAUGAAAUAGCAACAACAGUCUUCUUUGUCACAAGAUUAGCAAAAAAACAUGAUAAAUUGAGUAAACAACAGAUAGAAGACUUUGCAGAAAAGUUGAUGAUGAUCUUGUUUGAAACAUACAAAAGUCACUGGCACGCUGAUCACCCUUCUAAAGGGCAAGCCUUCAGGUGUAUCAGGAUAAACAAUAAUCAGAAUAAAGAUCCUAUUCUAGAAAGGGCUUGUGCUGAAAGUAAUGUGGAUUUUUCUCACCUGGGACUUCCAAAGGAGAUGACCAUAUGGGUAGAUCCCUUUGAAGUGUGCUGUAGGUAUGGUGAGAAAAAUCAUCCAUUUACAAUUGCUUCUUUCAAAGACAGAUGGGAGGAAUGGGAAUUAUCCCAACAAAUCAGUGAUGCUGUUAAUAGAGCCACGUUAGACUACUCCUCUGGCACUUCCUCUGAUGAAGAAAGCUGUAACAAAGAACCUCAGAUAAUUCCUAAAGUCAGCAAUCCAAAGAGUAUUUAUCAGGUUGAAAACUUGAAACAGCCCUUUCAAUCUUGGUUCCAUAUCCCCCGCAAAAAGAAUAUGGGUGAUGGCCGAAUGGGCCUCCUAGGAAAUGUUUAUCAUGCAUUGCAUAAGAUCCCUAAGGGUCACAGGCCUGCUGCUGGGCACCGAGUGGACAGGUACCACUGGGUCAACACACACCGAUAG
Molecule: messenger RNA, 693 nt
Organism: Balaenoptera musculus (blue whale)
Lineage: Eukaryota; Metazoa; Chordata; Mammalia; Artiodactyla; Balaenopteridae
Gene: BTG4
Product: BTG anti-proliferation factor 4
Exons: 4
Coding region: 1-693 (230 amino acids)
Biological process (GO): negative regulation of cell population proliferation; negative regulation of mitotic cell cycle
Cellular component (GO): nucleus; cytoplasm
Source: RefSeq, a predicted model, not a curated record